AUGAGAGAGAUUAAGACAUUUGAGCUCAAGCAUCCAUAUAUUGUGGAAUUUAUAGAUUCUUUUAUAGACAAGAAUAAUUUUGUGAGUAUUUUUGAGCUUGCCAGUUUAAGUCUUGAUAAGAUCAUAGCAAGUUAUAUUGAGCAUCUACACAGUAAGAGGACUAUUCACAGAGACAUAAGUGCUGUUAACAUUCUAUAUUUUAUGGAAUAAGAAGUGUUUAAACUAGCUGAUUUCGGAGUUGCUACUUUUGGAACAACUUACAAUAAUGCAGGAAAACAAGAUUACAUGGCUCCAGAGGUUAUAUAAGUUUAAACAAGAGGUUAUAACGAGAAGGUUGAUAUUUGGUCCAUGGGUGUUGUCCUUCCUACCUAUCGACCAACUGCCACAGAAGCUUUGAAAUUAUUCUUAGAGGAAUUAAACGACUUAAGCAUUUAUUAAUUGUAUUCAGAAAAAAAGCUAGAGCUUUAAAAAGAAAAGUUAUUAUCGAAAAUUGAAAAUGGAAUACUAGAAUUUAAAGCAUCGGUGGAUUAACUAUCUCUGCAAAGAGAGUUAAAGACUAAAUCUAAUAAACUUUAUAAUAAACCUUGGAAACCAUUUAAAGUAGUUCCCAAUUAAGAAAUAGCUAAAUUGACAGCAGUAUAUGGCUACGAAGAAAAAAUACUAGUCGGCAGAGAAUUAGGUAACAUAGCUGUCUUUGAUCAGAAUUUCUAAUUGAAAAAAUCAAUUGAUAACAAAGAUCUAAUUAGAGGAAUCAAUGAAAGAGCUGGGACAGAUAACCAACCAUGCUUGCUUUUCAAUUGUAGAAACAUUUAUAAUUCUAAUAGUUAAUGCAUUCUUGCUGGCUGCGGAAGAUACCUUAAAAUUUUAUGCAAGAAAAAUGAUUUCACUAAUAUUAAGACUAUUGACUUUGAAAAAGAGAUAAAGACAAUUAUUCUUCAUGAUUUCCAGAUAUUUAGAAAUGCUCUCAUAGGAUUGUCUGAUAACAGCCUAUUCUUCCUAAAAGAUACUGAAAAAUUUUAAAGCCUUGAAAUAUCAUUUGGCUUUAAACUGCCAGACAAUGAAGCCAAGAUCAAUCAUGCUUGUACAUUGCGUAAUUUUGAAAAAAAUUGGGUAUUUGUAGCUACUAAUAAAGGUAUUUACUAUUUUCUAGGGGACGAAGGAAGGGUUUAAGAUGGGAAAUUAAAAGUGCAAAUAGAUAAAAUAAACUAACUAGGAGAUUACUUCUUUUAUUCUGUUGAAACUAUGCUUAACUAUAAUAUCGCAGUUUCAAAGCAUGGCUUGAUACAGAUUUACAAUUUCUAAGAAAAAGUGAUUCUAAAAGAGAUUGAUACAAAUGGUGAAUGGUCAAUACUUUAGAAUAUGGUUACAUUUACUCUAAUAAAAACAUAGUCAAAGCUAUUGCUUUUGCAUUUUUAAACCUUUAAAACAAUUGAGCUAGCAAAAUCAAUUCAUAUAGGUGAUAUGCCUUCUUAGUCAUUAAUGAGUAUUGCAUAGGGAAAUAUACGUUAGCCUAUAAGAAUCAUUGACAUAUAACUCAAGAGAGAUAAAAUUGAUAAAAAUCGACAUAUUUCAAGUAUCAGAGAAUUGAAUUUCAGUGUUGAAAAGAUGGAAGAAAUACUUACUGUAUGCAAAAUACUGGCAGAGCUGAAUUAGUGGAAAGUAAGGAGAAUGAAAGUAAUUCAAAUUUGGAAUUUGAGUAGCUUAAGUUACUAUAAUCACAUUUCCUAUCUAAUGAAAUUGUAAGAUAAACAUAUGGCAGUUGGAUUUAUGAAAUUAUGA
Stylonychia lemnae is the source of this 1779-nucleotide messenger RNA. The record is from the annotation of a GenBank genome assembly. NCBI's taxonomy places the organism in Eukaryota, Ciliophora, Spirotrichea, Sporadotrichida, Oxytrichidae.